UGGACGUUUGAGGAGGACAAAUUCUUUGAAACGAGUUUGGCGCAGUACGAUGGGUCUUGGCCCAUCACGGGCGAUGAUUACUGGGGCCAACUUCAAGAACAGAUGCCGCAAAAGGGCGUCCACGACUUGAAGAAUCGAUUCAGCAAGUUGGAAGAAGACGUGCGAAAUAUCGAAGCUGGUCUCGUACAGCUUCCAGACUAUGACGAUGACAGUGAUCACCACUCCAAAGCUGCCCCUAAGACUGGCGAACAAGAGCGUCGCAAAGGCGUUCCAUGGACUGAAGAAGAGCACAAAUUGUUCCUUCUCGGUUUGAACAAGUUCGGCAAGGGAGAUUGGCGAAGUAUCAGCAGAAACUUUGUCAUCUCACGAACGCCCACUCAAGUGGCAUCCCACGCUCAGAAAUACUUCAUCAGGCUUAACAGCAUGAGCAAGAAGGAUAAUAAGCGAAGGUCGAGUAUUCACGACAUCACUUCU
Molecule: messenger RNA, 474 nt
Organism: Ostreococcus lucimarinus CCE9901
Lineage: Eukaryota; Viridiplantae; Chlorophyta; Mamiellophyceae; Mamiellales; Bathycoccaceae
Exons: 2
Molecular function (GO): DNA binding
Source: RefSeq, a predicted model, not a curated record